GUACGUAUUAUUUUGCGUUCGGACUCAAAUAUGUUGUUUUAUGACAGUAAUGCAUCAAUGUUAUAAACGAGUGGCGAAGUCACCUUCACUAUAUAUUAGUGCUUAACAUCGGUGUAUUUCAAUUACCUGGUCCUUAAUCAUGGAUCAAGACACCCCAGAGGAGGUCCUUGCAGAAUUCAAGGACAGGCGUCUGGGAGCCUGGGGUAUUUUCCAAAUAACAGCUGGCACGGGACUAGCAGUGUAUGCCAUGUGGGCAGGAGUUCUUAUGCCAGGCUUUCGAAAAGUUCCCCUGAGAUUACAGGUGCCAUACCAACCUGCCAGCAGAAUCCAAGUAAACAAUGUUAUGACGUUGUUGAAAGGUCGACAUGGAACCCUUGUAGACUUGGGCUCAGGCGAUGGAAGGAUUGUGCUAGAAGCCAACCGUCAGGGCUUCAGUCCUGCUGUGGGGUACGAACUGAACCCUUGGCUUAUUUCUCUGGCUCGCUUCCAUGCAUGGAGAGCAGGACAAUAUGAGAAGGUGUCUUUCAGACGAGAAGACCUGUGGAAGGUUAGCCUGACAGACUGUAAGAAUAUCACAGUUUUUUUGGCCCCCAGCGUGCUGUCUUUGUUGCAGAAGAAGUUGCUGACUGAGCUACAAGAUGAUGCUGUAGUGCUGUCCGGUCGGUACCCCUUCCCUGAGUGGACCCCCUGCAGGACUGAGGGGUGUGGUGUCGAUCAAGUCUGGGCUUAUAGCAUGCAGGCUCAGAGACUUCCAGCAGCAGAAGCAGUUACAUCUCCUAAAUCAGAGAUUCAAAACCAACAACUUGACUAAAUCUGAACAAGUGAGAACCCAGCAGUCUUGCAAGUUAAGUUUUGUUAAGUUUUUUAUGUAUUUAUUUAAGAAGUUUUGAUCCUUACAACUUAUCAGGGUAGGGACUGAUAACCUGGCGUACUACAUGUAUUACUACAUGUAUUGUAAGUUUAAUCGCUUGUUCUUGUAACUAGUAUGCGUGAUUCCAUUAUUGUAUUUGACUCAAGAACCGCUUUGAUUUACAUCUUCAAUACUGUCCCAGAGUAAUAUCAAGAAUAGUAAUUCAUAUGGAAACAUUUAAAUGCAAGUGGUUUGUAUCAACUUAAAAGAAGCAUGCAAUGAUAUUCUGACAAACACCAAUACUCUACUGUAGACAUACUCAGGGGAAUGUGUAGUUCUGCAAAUUAGACAAAUAUUUGUAAUAAAUGUGGUAAUAUUUCUAAAGAGAUGUUAUAACUUUGAAUAUAAAGUGUUGUAUGUACAAAUAUUUGUUUUAUUUUUGCUUCAAGCUGAAAAGCUAAAAAGGUGACUGUGUAUUCAGUGUAGGCCAUACGAUAUUCCUGGUGUCUCAACUGUUUUAUUAACACAAAUACUAUGUAUCUGUACCCCAAACCCAAAUAUGUAUCUGUUUUCGACUCUGGUUGUUCUUUACAUCUGUAUUACUACCCCUAUGUUGCACUGACAGACUGAACUCUGACACUUUUGCCAAGCUGAAAUGCAUCUCCGCUGAACCCAUUUUGUGGUGAUGUGGCCAUCACCCUCAACUAAGGGCAUGCUUUACAAGACUGGGACAGGAAGGAGCUUGCCAAGACAGGUUUUGGGAAUCUUAAAUUGAUUGACCAUGCCAGAAUCCAGGAGGUUACUUGCCCAAACCCCAAAACUAGGAGGCUGUCUUAGGUUAACCCAACCCCAAAGCUAGGGGUCUGUCUUAGGUUAACCUAACCCCUAAGCUAGGGGUCUGUCUUAGAUUUACCCAACCCCCAAAGCUAGGGAUCUGCAGUGUCACCCAAGGUGAUGCUCACUGCAAGUGGCCCCUGGCUGAACAGUCAAACUUUGACAUUUCAAACAUUUCCUCAACAAGCAUUUUGCAUUGUUCUCGGGCGUUUCCCCAGACUGUAGUGCCCUAGGUAACUGCCUUGCCACUCAAGACAGAUGGAGGGGAAUAUUGAGACGUGCCAGUAGAAUACAAGGAGCUGACAGCGGCCUGGGCUGCCCCCAUCCUCUCCUGAGGGGGAAGUCAGGACUCAUUGAUGUGUGUUGGUGUGCUUAUUUGCUGGUUAUGAUGCAGGAGUAUUGAUUGUUGAUUGUGUGUUGAGUCAGAGAACUGACAGUUAUGGAGGAUCUGUUGUAACAAUAAGUAAUGUAAUUUCCCAGACUGGAAAAGGCAGAGUGCAGCUGGUCAAAGUCAACGUGUUUCUGCUCAGUCCUGCUGUUGCAUUACAUUUUUCAAGAGUACACCAAAGUGAAUAAAUAAAAUUAU
Messenger RNA from Osmerus eperlanus (European smelt), 2270 nucleotides. It is a transcript of the gene antkmt, whose product is annotated as adenine nucleotide translocase lysine methyltransferase. Lineage: Eukaryota; Metazoa; Chordata; Actinopteri; Osmeriformes; Osmeridae. Gene Ontology annotation, molecular function: protein-lysine N-methyltransferase activity. Gene Ontology annotation, cellular component: mitochondrion. Bases 140 to 811 code for a protein of 223 amino acids. The transcript is spliced from 5 exons. Gene Ontology annotation, biological process: positive regulation of proton-transporting ATP synthase activity, rotational mechanism; regulation of mitochondrial ATP synthesis coupled proton transport; peptidyl-lysine trimethylation. The record is from RefSeq and is a predicted model, not a curated record.